CUCCUCCUUGGUCUCCUCUCUCUCUCCCUUCCACCACUCUUCUGGCUAGCAAUGCACCACCUUGCCGCCGCUCGCCCUGCCCUUCGCGCCGUCGUCAGCAAGCCUUCUUCGACCCGCUCCCUCUCUCUCUUGCGCGCUGCCAGCAGCAGCAGCCAGGUCGCCACUGCCUCAGCUACCACGAGGACUGCGUCGCAGAGCAACGCCGCCACCAGGAACAACAGCGUCACCCGCGCCUUUUCCGUCUCAUCGCGCGCCAUGGCUGGUGGUGUCGGUCUCGGCGAGGACAACGUCCGCCCGCCAUACGACCAGGUGCUGCAGGACAUUGCCGACUACGUGCACAACUAUGAGAUCAAGAGCGACACGGCCUACAACACGGCCAGGCUCUGCCUCAUGGACUCGCUCGGCUGCCACAUGGAGGCGCUCCGCUUCCCCGGCGCUCGUGCCGUCACGGGCCCUGUCGUUGAGGGCACCGUUGUGCCCAACGGAGCAAAGGUUCCCGGCACCAACUUCCAGCUCGACCCCAUCCGCGCCGCAUUCAACAACGGCGCCCUGAUCCGCUGGCUCGACUUCAACGACACCUGGCUCGCCGCCGAGUGGGGCCACCCCUCGGACAACCUCGGCUCGAUCCUGGCCGUCGCUGACUGGCUGUCGAGGACCAACGUCGCAAACGGCAAGGCGCCCCUCACCGUCGAGGACAUUCUCACGGCCGCCAUCAAGGCCCACGAGAUCCAGGGCUGCAUCGCGAUUGAGAACAGCUUCAACCGCGUCGGCCUCGACCACGUCGUCCUCGUCAAGGUCGCCUCGGCCGCCGUCGUGUCCAAGAUGCUGGGCAACACGCGCGACCAGACUGUCGACGUCGUCUCGCAGGCCUUUGUCGACGGCCAGUCGCUGCGCACCUACCGCCACGCGCCCAACGCCGGCUCGCGCAAGUCGUGGGCCGCCGGUGACGCCUGCUCGCGCGCCGUCAACCUUGCCCUCCUCGUCAAGAAGGGCGAGAUGGGCUACCCUUCGGUGCUGACGGCAAAGACGUGGGGCUUCUACGACGUCCUCUUCAAGGGCAAGCCCUUCGAGUUCCAGCGGCCCUACGGCUCGUACGUCAUGGAAAACGUCCUCUUCAAGCUCGUCCCUGCCGAGUUCCACUCCCAGACGGCCGUCGAGUCGGCCGUGAUCCUGCACAAGCAGAUGAAGGACGCGGGUAAGUCGUCGGACGACAUCAAGAAGAUCACCAUCAAGACGCAGGAGGCCGCCAUCCGCAUCAUCUCCAAGCAGGGCAAGCUCAACAACUACGCCGACCGAGACCACUGCAUCCAGUACAUGGUCGCCGUGCCCCUCAUCCACGGCAAGCUGGAGCCGCAGAUGUACAACGACGACUUUGCCGCCGACCCGCGCAUCGAUGCGCUGCGUGAGAAGACGUACUGCGAGGAGGACGCCACCUACACCAAGGAGUACCUCGAGCAGGACAAGCGCUCCAUCGGCAACACGGUCACGAUUGAGUUCAACGACGGCAGCACCCUUUCGCACGGCCUCGACUACCCUGUGGGCCACGCGCGCAGGCGUGAGGAGGCCAUCCCCCUCAUUGCCGCCAAGCUCGAGAAGCACCUCGACGGCCACUUUGACGAUGCCAAGAAGAAGCAGAUCCUCGGCCUCAUUGACAACCACGAUGCGCUCCUCAAGAUGCCCGCACACGAGUUUGUCGACAUCUGGGUCAAGAACUAGACAGUCUUUCUCUUCCUCGAUUUUCAUCAUGCGCCGAGGCUCUGGAAUGCACAAAAUUCUUUUAAAUAAUGACCUAUGAAGAGGACAUAAGCUAUGAAAGGGAGACAAAGAUAUCUACUGCUCGUUGACAAUGACAGCAGCCAUUCCCAU
Molecule: messenger RNA, 1866 nt
Organism: Acaromyces ingoldii
Lineage: Eukaryota; Fungi; Basidiomycota; Exobasidiomycetes; Exobasidiales; Cryptobasidiaceae
Product: 2-methylcitrate dehydratase
Exons: 2
Coding region: 52-1716 (554 amino acids)
Cellular component (GO): mitochondrion
Molecular function (GO): 2 iron, 2 sulfur cluster binding; 2-methylcitrate dehydratase activity
Source: RefSeq, a predicted model, not a curated record